This is a messenger RNA of Cydia fagiglandana, 5773 nucleotides long. RefSeq names its product inositol-3-phosphate synthase (gene Inos). Bases 208 to 1833 code for a protein of 541 amino acids. Gene Ontology annotation, molecular function: inositol-3-phosphate synthase activity. Gene Ontology annotation, cellular component: cytoplasm. Lineage: Eukaryota; Metazoa; Arthropoda; Insecta; Lepidoptera; Tortricidae. The record is from RefSeq and is a predicted model, not a curated record. The transcript has 11 exons. Gene Ontology annotation, biological process: phospholipid biosynthetic process; inositol biosynthetic process.
CUUGUCUGUGGUUAGUUUCAACUCGUUCAUCGGCGAAGGUGGACGGUUAGCUCAGUCAUUUCUUGUUUUAAACACGAUUUCAAAUAAAUUUGUGCAUACGAAUCGAAAAACAGCUCGCAUUAACGUGUGAUACAGGAAUCUCGGAUUUGAAUAUAUAAUAAAUUAUUAAUAGUUGAAAUAGUAAUAGUAAGCGUUUUUCUAGUCGAUAUGGAAAGAUCUUCGAAUUUGCUGGUUUCCAGCCCAAAUGUGAAGUAUACGGAUGAUUAUAUUUUCGCUGAUUAUGAUUAUGAAGAAACUCUGGUCACGAAGAAGGGCGACGAUCUGGUGGCAAAACCAUUUAAAACUUCACUAUGUCUCCGCACUGGCCGCAAGGUGGGCAAACUGGGCAUCAUGCUGGUGGGAUGGGGCGGCAACAACGGGUCCACAUUCACCGCAGCCGUGUUGGCCAAUAGACAUCAGCUGUCUUGGAACACGAAGAAUGGAACUAUGCAGUCUAAUUGGUUGGGAUCCAUCACUCAGGCAUCCACAGUCAGACUGGGCAUGGAUGAGAAGGGUCAUGAUGUAUAUGUGCCCAUGUCACAUUUGUUACCCAUGGUACAUCCUGAUGACUUGGCGCUCGACGGUUGGGACAUCAGCCCCCUGAACCUGGCUGAGUCUAUGGUGCGAGCCAAGGUCAUAGACUACGAUCUGCAGCAGAAGCUGAGGAAAGAAAUGGCUGCCAUGAAGCCGCGGCCCGCGAUAUACGACCCGGACUUCAUUGCGGCUAACCAGGCGGACCGCGCGACCCACCUCAUCCGCGGCACGAAAUAUGAGCAGUACCUCCAAAUCCGCGCUGAUAUCAAGGACUUCAAGGAUCGCCAGAAGCUGGAUAAGGUCAUCGUGCUGUGGACCGCCAACACCGAGAGGUUCUGUGAGGUGAAGCCGGGAGUGCACGACACGUCGGACAAUAUCGAGAAAGCUCUGCGCAACAACGAGCCUGAAAUCUCACCAUCCACCAUCUUCGCACUCGCUGCCAUCGACGAAGGGUGUUGCUACAUCAACGGCUCCCCGCAAAACACACUAGUUGAUGGCGUCGUGGAACGCGCGGAGAAAAAUGGAGUGUUCGUGGCUGGAGACGACUUCAAGUCCGGACAGACCAAGCUCAAGUCCGUGCUCGUCGACUUCCUAGUGUCCGCCGGUCUAAAACCGGUAUCAAUCGUAAGCUACAACCACCUCGGCAACAACGACGGCAAGAACCUCUCCUCGGCCAAGCAGUUCCGCUCCAAAGAGAUCUCCAAGUCUAACGUGGUUGAUGACAUGGUGGAGAGCAACAGCAUGAUGUACAAACCGGGGGAGAAACCCGACCAUGUGGUGGUCAUCAAAUAUGUACCAUAUGUCGGCGAUUCAAAACGCGCGAUGGACGAGUACACCUCCGAGAUCCUCCUUCACGGCACCAACACCAUCGUGGUGCACAACACGUGCGAGGACUCGCUCCUGGCCGUGCCGCUUAUCCUGGACUUGGCGCUGCUGGCCGAGCUGUUCUCCAGGCUGUCUCUGCGCAGGCAGGGGACUGAAGAAUGGAGCGGUCUCCACUGCGUGCUGUCCUCCCUCUCGUACCUGCUGAAGGCGCCGGCGGUGCCGGCGGGCGCGCCGGUGGUGAACGCGCUGUUCAAGCAGCGCGCCGCGCUAGAGAACAUCCUGCGCGCCGCGCUCGGCCUGCCGCCGCUGCACCAGCUGCAGCUCGAGCACAAGGUCCCAUUCCUGAUGUCGGACCUCCGUAGCGGCCGCAUGUUCGCGGGCGGGGCGCCCCCUUCGAAAAAACAGAAAGUCGCCCACACGAAUGGCGAUAAGUAAAUAGAUAAAAAAAUCUUAUUACCCCUGUAAGCAAAUAGGCUUAAACAAUAUUUCUAUCGCCCCUAAAGUUAUGGACGAGUUGGACGACGAAGAACCUUUCGUCUGUCUAAGCACUGAUCAGUGCGCACGAAUUGAAAUCCUUUGUAUACAAUAGGUUUAAAUUCUUUCGCACUGAUCAGUGCUUAUACAUACGAAGGGUUAAGAGUCCGCAGUCAGCUCAGUUCUCCAUACAAACGUAGUUACGCUCUCAUUUUAAAACGACAAGUUAGAUUGCUUUGAAACUCUGUACUUACAAUAAGAUAAGGUAUAUCGAGUUCUGUAAUUUAGUUUAUGUAACUUCAGAUACCAUAGUUAAAAAAUAUAGCGAAUUUAAGUUUUUAAUACAAAACUUGUUACUGCUUUAUUUCGUUUGUUUUAUAAACUGGAGCUAUAUAAACUAAUCACAAGACUAGUUCAUAUAGCUAGUAGAUUGUAUGUGCAAAGUUUAAUUACAAUACAACACAUAAUUUUAAAAUGAGAACAAAACUCCGUUUUUAUGGGAAGGUGAAAUUCGGCCGAGUUUGCUGGGGACCCAUAACUAAUUUAUUUUAGGCUUUUUCUACAGUGUACCCAUUUAUAUUCAACUUUAGAGGGAGCUAUAAUACAUGCAAUAUAUAAUAAUAGGCCAUUUUUAGUCGUCCAUUUCCUGGGGUUUGAAUAGGUGAAAGCGUGACGGAUGCACGGCGUUCCAUGUCGAAAGAAAGAAAGAAAUAUUGUUUGAGUUUUAAAACUGCUUAGUUCAGAGCAAAGAGAAUUGAUUGUAAUAGACAGAAGUCUAAGAAAAAAGGUGCCCCUUAUUUUGACAUCCAAAACAGAUGGCGCUGUACUGCGCUAUAUGUUUUGCGGUCACAGAAUUGUCAAACGUCAUCUUUUGUCAAUCAGACAGCAAAAGGAAAACCGAGGAAAAGGUGGAUGGACUGUGUGAGAGAUGAUAUGAAACUAACGCAAGUGAAUGAUGAAAUGACGGGCGACACAGAGGUGUGGAAGAGAAAGAAAUGCUGCGCCGACCCCAAGUGAAUGGGACAAGGGCAAGAGAAUGAUGAUGAGACCGCAAAAUGUAUGGAGCUGUACAGCGCCAUCUCGUUUACCAGUCGAAUUCGAAGCACGAAAUUUUCUUAGAUUUUACGCAUCUUCAAUCGGUAUACAUUUGAUCAGAGUAAUUGUAAUCUGUAGAGCACAAAUAUAGCUUUGUGUCGGAUCACCUAAUUGUCUUAACAUAUCGCCGACUCGAUAUUACAAAUAUUACAAAGUUCUAUGUUACAUUUUCAAGAUGGUUGAAAUUCGACUUAAUGUCAGUAUAACAAUGUUCAAAUUUCAGUUCGAUAAAAGUGAAACAUAGAACCCUGUAAUAUUGGGCCAGCGAGAUCUAGAUUCAAACUGCCAGAUUUUUAAGAAUAACUAUUAUAAUCUUUUUUUAUUUUCAUUACAAUCCUGCAGGAAAUAGUCAUAGGGGUAAAUGUAAUGUGGUUUUACUGAUUUUUAUUCUAAAAUUCUGCUUUUCCUUAGUGAAUUAUAAAGUUUUGUGGAAAAGUUUUGUCUCUAAGUUAAUCUCGUUGUGUCCUAGAACUCACUAGUUAUUUUAAAUGUUGGUACUUACUCCACAGCUUAUUAGCGGCGAAUUAAAUUAUAUAAUGUUUAGAAUUGUUCUUGUUGUACUUUAUCUAUUUAUUUAUUUGAAGGUUGUGGUAAUUCUUCGAAACUAUACAGUUGUUGACAGGCGUGUAUUUGUUAUCAAUGUACUUUGAAGUUAUUGUAUUUAAUUCUCGCAACUGUAAAAAUUUAUUUAUUUGUUUUCACCUCUUUGUUUCUGAAUUUAUUUACACCUUUCAUUAAUAUAAACGACCAAAUCUCAUCAAUGUCUUGUGAAGAGCCUGUGUUGUGUCUUGAGAGAAUAUAGGUAAUGGUACUUUUGAUGAAUUUAUCUAAAUCGAGUGUCAAUAUUAUAGGUAGUUAUUUACGAUUUUGACGAGUAUAGUAAGUAAUCAAACUAAACGUUGUUAAUUAACUUCAAAAACAUAAUUUUUUAGUUUUUUUGUCUUUAGCUGUAUGACCGUGUCGGUUAUGUAUGUACAUGAACAUUCAUUUUCACAAGUUCAUCUCAGUAUCAUUCCAUGAUAAUUAUACUUUUUGCGUUUUUAAAGAUUGUAUAAGUGAGGCUUCUAUUGCAUUAGUUUUAUGAUUAUUGUGAAACGAAAUCUCUCUAUUGGUUAUUAUAAUUUAUUUGUACUCCAUUUUGGAUGCAUUAUUAUAGUACUUAAAAAUAGAAAAGACCAGUAUAUUACGCAUUUAUAGUCAAAGUAUUUCUUUUUCAACAUUAUUUUUAGUUAUUAGUAGUUCAAUUAUUAAUCUCAGUAUUUGGUAAGACUUACAGUAUUAUCAUCAAUUGCAAUAUUAUUUUUCAUUUUUAUAGCAGAGUGAUAUGAAAAUUAAGAACGAAUUAGUUGGUUGUAAAGGCUUCUACAGACCUUGCAACAAAUGACAUGCGAUUUCAGUUGAUUGCUGGCUAAUUGACAUGCGGUUAUCGGUGACAUUUGGAAAGACCUUAAAGGGCUUAGCAGACUUCUAGAAGUUUAUUCUAAUGAAAUUUAAUAAAUACUCGGGCUAAAUGAGAAAUAAUAUUUUAGUUUCCUACAUUUGUGAUGUCCAUGGCUGUUAAGUUAAUCAUGCGUAGUUUAACUGUGUUAAUACAUAUUUACACUAAUUUAGUAGCGCGUUUUUAAAAAUGCUGAAGAAUAUAGGUACCUACUUAUUGCUUUUUCUACUACUGGUAUUAGAUAAUACUAUCAUAGUAUUACCGCAGUCUAUACAGACGUUCGACGAGGAUCGAGGGGCGUUCACGCGCACCCGAGCUGCAUACAUCGCUGUCAGCGCAUUGUUAGUAGCUCGGUACACGUCAAAGGCCGUCGGACAACUGUUACUUUUUACACUGUGGUAUUACUAUGUGUUUUUGUAAGUGAGAUAUAGUUAGCGUCUAGCGUCUCGUCGCGGACCACUAUACCUUUUGUAAUGUUUUGGACACGUCACGUUAAUGUAUUUUUUUAGAUUAAAUAUGUUGUUUGUCGUAUUUGUUCACUAAAAUUCAUGGAACUCAUUUCAAAAUAUUGCACGUUUCACUUGCGUAUGAAAGUUCAUCAUAGCCAUACGUGUAUCAUCUUGUUGGAAAAUAUCUUGACGUCAAAAUUAACUUUCAGCGUUAACCUUUUCCAGGCCUCAACAAACUACAAGGAUUUCCCAAAAAUUUCAAAUAUAUAGUCAGACCGUAAAAAGUCUGCAGCGAUUUUGAUAGCCCACGCAGUUUAAGUGUCACUUUAAACGUCAAACUUCUAUGAAAUUAUGACGUAUAAAUAACACUCACGCUGCGUGGGCUAUCAAAUCCGCUGCAGACUUUUAUUGGUGCGACUUUAUUAAAAUUAAUGCAGCUUUGAUGAUUCUUUUAAUGACAAGUCACUUUUCCCGAAAGUCCAAUCGAAUAUGAACCUUAUAUCAAACUCCUAAAGAUGAAAUUGUAUUGGCGCGUAUGUGGUUGUUAGGUGCACUAUGCCUGGAAAAGGGGUAACUUAAGGAUGGCUCACUCUAGAACGGCUGGUGACGUGAAGGUUUUUUAUAAAACUGAAGUGUCGGACGCCUCGGCCCGGACCCGGUCCGUUUUAACGCGAGUAAUCCUUUAUAGUCAUAAGAGAAUUAAAGCCAAGGCUAGGCUUGAAAAUGUAUUUUAUAGAGGGUAACCACUCGUAUGCUUUAUGCAACUGUAGUUGCAAGCUGUCACCCUUAUUUUCACAUAGAGGUCACUGAAAAAUAUCAAUCAUGUGAGUGGAAUAAUAGAGCUUAUCCUUUAUCGACCUGUUCUGCGAUGUCUACGUGUUAUUAUUAUCAUAUAUAAUAAAUUUAUUUUGUGAUUGGA